Astyanax mexicanus (Mexican tetra) is the source of this 7161-nucleotide messenger RNA. RefSeq names its product heparan sulfate 6-O-sulfotransferase 3b (gene hs6st3b). Gene Ontology annotation, molecular function: heparan sulfate 6-sulfotransferase activity. The record is from RefSeq and is a predicted model, not a curated record. The coding region runs from base 326 to 1600 and encodes 424 amino acids. The transcript is spliced from 2 exons. Lineage: Eukaryota; Metazoa; Chordata; Actinopteri; Characiformes; Acestrorhamphidae. Gene Ontology annotation, cellular component: membrane.
CAAGCCGAGGUAUUACUGCGGUUUUAACUGGCUAGCUAAAUAGUUAAGUAAAAUACGUUUUUAUACGAUUUUUUCACAUUGUUUUACGGUGUUUUCGGCACUCAUAUUUAAACUUUACCGCGUCUUCGUUGAACUGAACUGGGGAGUUAGUUUUUUUUUUAAACUAGGUUAACGAAUGGAGGCAGAAAAGCGAGAAAAGGACCGUACUGUAGCAACAUGUGGAGCGGGUCUAUCCGUCCGUACGCUGCGCGGAUAUGUGUGAGAGAAGAGCCGCUGCGGGGAUAAUGAUUCACGGUAAAGGCGCGGACAGUCUCCUCCGGUUAGAAUGAGCGAUAAACCCAACAAACUGCUCCUCAUUCCGCUCUUAGUGCUGCUCUUCGUCAUGAUAGGCUACCAGUACAUCUGCCCGGCGGGCAGCCAGUCCUGCCACUUCGGAACCGGGGACAAGCUGCGGGGCGCGGGUGCCCUCUCCACCGGCUUCCCCGCGGCUCUGGACGACCUGUACCGGGAGCCCGAAGUGGAAGAGGAGGAGGAGGAGGGGGACGAGAACCCGGUCAGACUGACCGCCUCCAAAUUCAACUUCUCGGAGCGAGACCUGUCGCGACACGUGGAUUUCGACAUCCGUGGAGACGACGUAAUCGUGUUCCUCCACAUCCAGAAGACCGGCGGAACCACGUUCGGCCGGCACUUGGUCCGGAACAUCCGCCUGGAGCAGCCGUGCGACUGCAAGCCUGGCCAGAAGAAGUGCAACUGCCACCGGCCGGGCAAGGACGAGUCGUGGCUCUUCUCCCGGUUCUCCACGGGCUGGAGCUGCGGGCUGCACGCCGACUGGACCGAGCUCACCAACUGCGUGCCCGUCAUCAUGGAGAAGAAGCAGCAGCAGCCCAAGCGCAGAAGGAACUUCUAUUACAUCACCAUGCUGAGGGACCCUGUGUCGCGCUACCUGAGCGAGUGGAAGCACGUGCAGCGAGGCGCCACCUGGAAGACCUCCCUGCACAUGUGCGACGGCCGCUCGCCAACACAGGCCGAGCUGCCAGCCUGCUACAGCGGAGACGACUGGUCGGGCGUGACGCUGCGGGAGUUCAUGGACUGCCCCUCCAAUCUGGCCAGCAACCGGCAGGUGCGCAUGCUCGCCGACCUGAGCCUGGUGGGGUGCUACAACCUGUCCUCCAUGAACGAAAGCGAGCGCAACCCCAUUCUCCUGGCCAGCGCCAUGAGCAACCUGAAGAACAUGGCCUUCUACGGCCUGACCGAGUUCCAGCGCAAGACGCAGUACCUGUUCGAGCGCACCUUCCGCCUUCGGUUCAUCUCGGCCUUCACGCAGCUCAACAGCACACGCGCCGCCAACGUGGAGCUGCGCGAGGACGUGCGCCGCCGCAUCGAGCGCCUCAACUUCCUGGACGUGCAGCUGUACGAGUUCGCCAAGGACCUGUUCUUGCAGCGGGUCCAGUUCGAGCGGCAGCUCGAGCGCCGGGAGGAAAGGCUGAAGCGGCGUGAGGAGCGCCACCGACUCCGCGAGCAGAAGGUCCGGCAGCAGGAGGACAAUGAGGUGCAGCCUGCCACCACUGAGGACUAUGCCAGCCAGGUGGCCCGCUGGUGAUGCCGCUCACAUCGAAUGCACAAACACAGUCCUAAUCCUGAGGUCACUCAUCCCAAGAUGAGGAGGAGGAGGAGCAGCAUUCUCACCUCUGUUACCUCUCUCUCUCUUUCUCUUAUUCUCUUUCUCUCUGUCUUCUUUUCGUUUUUGAGAUGCUUUUUUGAGUCUGAGUCAGCACACUGGGAAGCUAUUUCACGAUAUGCUGUUCGAUAAACUUUGAGAACCUGAAACAUUCACAUUUUCAAUGUGUGCAGAUGGAAUGCAAUUUUGUGUUUUGUGGGAAAAAUAACUGGAUCUACUGUUAAUGGCCCAAUGGCUUGCUAAAAAAAUGAACCAAGAUAAGUAGAUUUGAUUACAAAAAAACAGGGCAAGCAAUAAUAUAAAGCUGAAGAUAUGAGAAUACAGCACCCCAAACCCCUGAAUGUGCUGCCUGAAAUCAAUCCAACUUCUGUUAAAAGAAAAAAAAAAAACAAUCCAAGCAUAAAUGAGGUUCUUACUAACAUUAAAUGUGUAUACAUGCAUUCAAUAAUUGCCACUUGCCACUGUGUCACCAUAAAAUUGGCAUCUCUGUGUUGCUGCUCAUAAGAGGCCUGUUUUUCCUGUAAAGCGGCUUUGUGACAACCUUUGUUGUAAAAAGCGCUAUAUAAAUAAAAUUAAAUUGAAUUUAAUUGAAUAAUAAUUGGAUUAUUUUCUUAAUACAUUUUUGCAGUUAUCUUCUCUAUUCAAGUGGUCAGGUAAACGGCACACUUUUAAUACUGUAUGUUAUAUUAAAUUAGGUCUAGAAAUAUUUUAAAGAGUGCUGGAUUUUAUUUCAGUAGUCAGAUUUCUCAGCACAUGUAUACCCUUACUCUGAUUUCUUUCAGUUUUCUCAGAGUCUGUGCAUGCAUGCAAACACAACCAGAUACAGCAGACUAUAUAGAGAAAUUUGUAAGAAGGGCAGCAGUGCACAAUACUAGAAACCAUACUCAUAAAAAUAUGAAGAUUUUUUUAAAGGGUUAAUGUUUACAAAAAGCCAAGAUGCUUGAAGCUCAUGUCACUUACUUCUUCAAUAUUAUUAUCUGGUUCCAACAGCUAUAAUCAGAGAAAUCUGAUUAUUUCCCAUUAUCUGAUUAUCCAACUGCUUCUAAAUGUGCUGAUUAUAUUAUUGACACAGAACAUCUGAAAUUAGCUAUUUCUUUAAUUUCCUCCGUAUUAUUAAAAGCAUGUAAACACAUUUAAUGAAUAAAAGCUAGAGAGAAUAUUCACUAAUUCUCCUCCAUUAAUAGCAUUAGUUCAUUAGCAAUUACUAAGAGUCCAAACGACUCUUUGAGUUUUGCAUGUAGUGUUACAAUGGCAUUAUUGAUGUCAAUGCAAUACCAUACAACUUCUUUAAUAUGCUCCAGAUAACACCCACUUAAGACCAAAAAACAGGAGUGAUGCCAAAGAUAUAUACACAAAUUAAAUUGUCUUAAAUCUAGUCUAAACGUGGGAUAGUUCUUAUUUUGAGGUGUUGAGGAUAUUCUAAGAUAAUUUACCUUAUUUAUAUCCAAUUUAAUUGGAGCUAAUGGGUUUGUGAAGAGUAGUUUUUGCCUUUUCCUUAUAGUUAGGCCAUAAAAACAUGCACUGUUCAUCUAAAAAAGAAGUAGCUGAAAAGUCCCUCUAGUCUCAUCCCUUAUGCCAGGUUCACUCUACACGACCUUUUGUGUCUUUAGUUGUUGUGCUGUUCACACUACACAACUAGUUGUGCUGUAAUCACGAGUCCUUCAGUUGUUGAGACUUCAAACGCUACACGACUGAUCGGCGACAAAGGGUCACAAAUUAUACAAUUUUUCAUUGUGGGAAAUCGCAGACUCACCUAAAAGCAUGUUUCAUCAUGAGAACAUGCAAGAAACUAAAUGCACAUGAGAACUAGAGAGAAUCUCUAGAGAGCAGAAUAACCGCUUGAAGUAAGUAGAAAAUGAAUGGGCUAAUAUGAAGCAACUGACCAAAACCAGAUUGUAUAAAUAUGAAAAAUUGUAAAAAUAAAUAAAAUAAAAAAUACUGAAAAAAUACUGAAAUAUGUACUUAUGUCCUCAACACAGAACUACAGCUCGGGACAAAAAUAAGAGACCAAUUAAAAAUUAGUUUCUUUGAUUUUACCAAAUAGAAACCCCUGGAAUAUAAUUAAGAGGAAGAUUGAUUAUCACAAGACAUUAAACAAAUCUGAUUUUUCCAAAAGCAGUGUGUAAGACUGGUGGAAGAGAACAUGCCAAGGUGCAAAAACCUGAUUUAUUCCACUAAAUAUUGAUUUCUGAACUCUUAAAACUUUUUAUGAAUAUGAACUUGUUUUCUUUGCAUGAGGUCUGAAAGCUCUGCAGCUUUUUUGUUAUUUCAGCCAAUUUUUAUUUUCUGCAAAUAAAUGCUCUAAAUGACAAUAUUUUUAUUUGAAAUUUGGGAAAGAAGUUGUCCGUAGUUUAUAGAACAAAACCACAGUGUUCAUUUUACUCAAACAUACACCUAUGAAUAGCAAAAUCAGAGAAACUGUUUCAGAAACUGAAGUGGUCUUUUAAUUUUUUCUAGAGCUGUAUAUCAAACAUUUCAGCACCGCAGACAAAAUGUUAAAGGUUUAAAACUCUACUUAUAAACAUUUUAAACUCAGUGCCCUAGUCUGUAUCUUCAGCAUCAGGUAACCAACCAAUCAGCUCACAGUCUGCGAUUGUGAUCAUUGACGGCUUGGCAAGCAUCUUUUAGCAGUUCAAACCACAUGACCGAACGUUCACUGACAGAUCCCCGAUGUGCAUUUGAGCUGAUUUUUUGCUGGGUGGUCAAUGAAAAACUGCUAAAAUCGUGUAGUGUGAACCUGGCAUUACAUGAGUUAGGGACUGGUCUCCUUAAUUUUUGUGCCAGUGGAGAAAAUAAAUUAUACACUGUUAUUUCUGUAACAUAUCAAUUAAUUGGUGAUAAAUGGGGGAAACUACUUAUAUUAUUAUUGAUUUAAAAUUGUAAUUGCAAUAAACUGCAUUAAUUACCGUUGUAAUUUAAGUCUACAGCAUCUUUACACAGAGAUGAUAAUCAUGCAGAACUAUCUCUGUGCCAGUUUAGAUGUGUUCUCUAUUGCCAGUUUAUUUGGGUACUGAAUAUUUUAUCUGCCACAGCAACAGAAAAUAAUAAUAAUCACAUCACCAUUUGUGUUUACCUACUGUAUUUGUGCACUUUAAAGAUUAUUAUGAACAAAAUAGACUCAUGGGUUACACCCACAGUAAAGUGUUUAUUGGCCCAGAAAUUCCACAUCACUGCAUCCCUCAAAAAAUAAUCCUGACACUGAUCAUGGGGCUGCAGCACUCAUUGCCUGGAUCCCCAAACCAAACACUUUUUUCUCACCAUUGUUAGUUCAUGGUGUUAAUUCAUGUUUGAUUUGACUGUAAAUGUGUUAUAUUAAGGCACUCCCUCUAUUAAACUAAAAAGGAAAGUCACUUAUGUAUCCAAUAAAUCAUUUAGGGGCAAGUUACUGACUUGUCAAUCUAGUGACACUGUAUGAAUCUUUCCUUAUGAUAUGGCAAAAAUAAUAAGCACAUACAAACUUUGUGUCUAAAUGAGGUAUGAUAUAUACAGCUCUGGAAAAAAUUAAGAGACCACUUCAGUUUCUGAAUCAGUUUCUCUGAUUUUGCUAUGUAUAGGUAUAUGUUUCAGUAAAAUGAACAUUGUUGUUUUAUUCUAUAAAGGACAGACAACAUUUCUCCCAAAUUUCAAAUAAAAAUACUGUCAUUUACAGCAUUUAUUUGCAGAAAAUAAGAAAUGGCUGAAAUAACAAAAAAGAUACAGAGCUUUCAGUCCUAAUACUAAUACCUAAGUUCAUAUUUAUAAAGUUUCAGAAAUCAAUAUUUGAUGGAAUAACUCUGUUUUUUAAUCAAAGUUUUCAUGCAUCUUGGCAUGUUCUCCUCCACCAGUCUUACACACUGCCCUUGGAUAACUUUUAAAAUGUGCACAGAUUCAAGCAGUUCAAAGUGAUCAUCCAUCUUCCUCUUGAAUGAAUUUAAGAUGAUUUUAAUUUGGAAAAAUCAAACAUACUCAUAAAUUUUAAGUGGUCUCAUUUUUUUCCAGAGCGGUAUGUAUAUCAAUGAAAAACAUGUUUAUCCAAAACAGCAAGUUUAGGAUAGUUUAGGAAGUUCAGGAGAGAGAUUUCCAAUAAAAGUCAGUGUAGAAAGCAUUUAUUUUAUGUCAUUUUGGAGAAUUUCUAUUGGUCCAUUCAUCAGUAAAUCAUUCUCAACCAUUCUCAAAGGUCUCAAAGACCAUUGAGAGUUCAUCAGAGUUACCAGCCUUAGAAACUGCAAAUUAACAGCACUUCAGAUAUGAGCACCUAAAUGCUUCACAGAGUAUUUUGGUUUGUUUAACACCUUUAAGUUACUACAUGAUUCCUUAUGUGUUCCCUCAUAGUCUGGAUGACUUUAUUAUUCAUUUACAAUAAAAACAUAUAUACAUAUAUGUGAGAAGUAUUGAGGAACGUGGUGGUCAGUGUGCUUUACGCAGAGGCAGAGUAAGAAAGGCCAAAUUGGUAUUCCUCUCACCUCCUUACCUCUGUCACACUUGCUGAUUUUACACGUUUCUGGAGCUCUCAUGGAGGACAUUAUUGCCUCGGAGUGGAUUUCCAGUGUCUGAAGAAUAGCAGUUAGAGAGGCCGAGUCAUAAGCAGAAAAGAUCACACCAUGGUGUUUCAGUGCUCUGCCGAAAGACCAUACUUCCUCUGAUUGCUUCGCCCUUGCACGUUUUCAACGGUGGAACCCACUCUGAACAGUCUCCAUUUAAGAGAACCUUCCUGAAAGAAAAAUGAUAGCUCACACAAAAACUUGUAUCUUUUUUUUCUUUUCUUUCUUUUUUUAAAAUUAAAUUCAAAAAAGUAUUUGAAACAGAAUCAUGUGCUGCUAUUCUGUGUAUUUCAGUGUAUUUUGUUUACUUUGCCUGGACUUGAGGCGCGCAGCUUGCGACUGGUGCAAAUGAAGAAGUUACUGAUGUACAUCUGUGUGUACGUGUGCUAUAGAGUGAGUGAAUAAGUGUGUGUGAGAAUGAGUGUGUGUGUGUGUGUGUUGAAAUGGGUAGAGUAUUACUGUAAUGUAAUUUAAUUGCUUUGUUCACUGAAGUGCAAUACAAUAGAAAGAGAAUGACCUCUUGAAGUAAAUGCAAACAUUUGGGGAGAUAUCAUGCCAUGAUAUUGGCACGUUCUUAUCUUACAAAUUUUAAUAAUAUUUUAAAAAGAAAUGGAGGUGAAGCAACUUAAUUAAUAAAAAAUGGGUAACUGCCAUAUGAUUUCUUUCUGAAAUUAAACUUGAACUGCAUCACAAAAACGUUAUGUUGUUUUCAUUUGUUUCAAAAGUGUUGCUUUUGUAAUCAACAGAUCGUUAAGGGCUCUGAGAGUUUUAAUGAACUAGACUGCUGCCACUAUGAUCCAGAGAUCUCUGGUUUGAAUCCUAGUUCUUGUAGUUUUCCAUCAGCAGCUGGAGUCCAAGCAAGCACAAUUGGUCAUGGUUUUCUCUCUAGGAUGGGUAGAUGACAUCACUCCCAUGAUAAUGUUGGUCAACACAGGCGUCUGUUAGCUGAUGUAUCGCAGCUGA